Molecule: messenger RNA, 1429 nt
Organism: Sinocyclocheilus grahami
Lineage: Eukaryota; Metazoa; Chordata; Actinopteri; Cypriniformes; Cyprinidae
Product: lysophosphatidylcholine acyltransferase 1-like
Exons: 11
Coding region: 170-1429 (419 amino acids)
Cellular component (GO): endoplasmic reticulum
Molecular function (GO): calcium ion binding; lysophosphatidic acid acyltransferase activity; 1-acylglycerophosphocholine O-acyltransferase activity
Source: RefSeq, a predicted model, not a curated record
CAGGACAGCUUCUGCCCCUCCAUGACAUCCAGCGGGACGGAGCGACUGCUGCUGCGCUAUCCUCAAAUACAUGCUCCGCCUAACCCCGCAGCCCUCCUCCAGCUCCGGGACCGCUAGAUAAUAACGCGCAGACCGCGGCGCUUCGGUGAUUGAUCGGGGUUCGUCGAGGAUGAGGCUGAUCGAGACGCGUGCGGAUGGAGAGGAGAAGCGCGAGCUGCCGCCUCCGUUCAGAAACCCGUUCGCGCACGAGCUGCGGUUCACGGCGGCGCAGAAGCUGCAGAUCGGUUUGAUGACGGUGACGCUCUUCCCCAUCCGGCUCUUCAUAGCGGCGUUCAUGAUGCUGCUGGCCUGGCCGUUUGCCUUCAUCGCCUCGGUGGGCCGCUCCGAGAGGGCGGUGGAGCCGCAGUGCUUAUGGAGAAAUCUGAUUGACAAGCAGCUCCAGUCAGACCUGUGCUUCGUGAUGCACCGCAGAGACGGAGCGUGCACGGUUUGCAGAUCUAAUGUUGGUGUGGGCCGCUCUGAGCCUCUCAUCCCCAGAUCUCAGCUCUCCGUCCAUCUCUCGCUGUCAGCUCAGUCCUCCAGAGCGGCUGAGGAUGAGGAGGAGCGCGCUGAUGUCACUCUCAUCAGAUACAUCCGGCCCGUGUUCGUGUCGCGCUCGGAUCAGGACUCCAGACGGCAGACGGUGGAGGAGAUCAAGAGAAGAGCUCAUUCAGGAGAGUGGCCGCAGAUAAUGAUUUUUCCAGAAGGGACGUGCACCAAUAGAACCUGCCUGAUCACAUUCAAACCAGGAGCGUUCAUUCCUGCGGUUCCUGUUCAGCCUGUCGUGAUCCGCUACCCAAACAAACUGGACACUAUCACGUGGACGUGGCAGGGGCCCGGAGCGCUGAAGCGUGUGAACUCAGAGAAGCUCCUGCAGGAUUAUGGGAAGCGCGCUCGUAAACUGCAGGGUCAGAGACUGAGUCUGGAGGACUUCGCCCAGUUCCUCGAGCUGCCCGCGUCAGGCGAGCUCAGACACAUGUUCGCUCUCUUUGACGAGAAUGAAGACCACUCGAUGGACGUCCGGGAGUUUGUGGUCGCCUUCUCUGUGGUGUGUCGGCCUGCAAAAACACUGGACACCAUCAGGCUGGCCUUCCAGAUGUUUGAGGCGGAGGAGGACGGUGCGAUCACAGAGAACGAGCUGAUGUGCAUCUUGAGGACGGCGCUGGGCGUCGGAGAGCUCCGAGUCAGCCGUCUGUUCAGAGCCAUCGAUGAAGAGGACUCGGGUAAAAUCACCUUCGAGCGCUUCAGGGAGUUUGUGGAUCAGCAUCCAGACUUCGCCGAGCAGUACCUCUACUCAGACAACACAGGCUUCGGCAGCAGCUCCCCGUCCCACGCCGCCAACGGCUUUUGCGCCGACUUCAGCCCGAGAGAGCAGAAGAAACUCGACUGA